UGGAAACCGAUAGAUUUACCCAGGCAUCACUCAGUUGUAGAAAAUGUUCCACAAGCAAUACAUCGUCGUUUUUUGGCUGUUGGUUUUGGUUGCUGCCGGGACCAAGGCGUCACAAGACUUUCGUAGUUACGGGCAUAAAAGGCAUCCCACUCUGGACAAUCAUUGUUACUAUGAGGAUCAUAACCUAACCAUUAAAGUCAAUGAGACUAUAUUCCCCACAAACAUUGAACAUUAUUGCUACAAAAUGUUUUGUCGUAGAUUUGAAGAUGAUUAUGUGGUAGAUGCCUCGUACUGUCCUCGAGGUGCUCCGGUUUGUGGUAAACCCGACUACUCUAAGCCAUUUCCAGAAUGUUGUAGCAUUUGUAAAUGACAAAAGGUUCAAAGAAAUUCAUAACAAAAAAUUAAAGCAAUAAGUCUUUUCAAUAAGAAGGCUGAAAUAAAUGUAAAGAAACCAGAAGGUAUUUCUGUAAAAAAUCA
This is a messenger RNA of Stomoxys calcitrans (stable fly), 477 nucleotides long. RefSeq lists its product as uncharacterized. The record is from RefSeq and is a predicted model, not a curated record. Lineage: Eukaryota; Metazoa; Arthropoda; Insecta; Diptera; Muscidae. The transcript has 4 exons. Bases 44 to 370 code for a protein of 108 amino acids.